CGGAGCCCACUCCCCCAAGUUUUAAAACGGAAACGUGCUUCUACCCCUAUUCACUUCUCCCUCUCCCUUCUUCUCACUCAAGAUCUCUAGAUCUCAAGAAUCAAGAUCUCUCUCUCGCUUGGAGGGAGAAGAAAUGGCGGCGAGGAAGACGGGUGUUCCCGCGCAAGUCGUCGUUCUGGCGCUGCUUCUGUUGUGCUCUGCUGUGCAGGUGCGAUCGGCGGCGUCGGAUCAUAGAUACAAGCAGGGCGACGCCGUUCCUCUCUACGCAAACAAGGUCGGGCCGUUUCACAAUCCCAGUGAGACGUAUCGUUACUUCGAUCUGCCUUACUGUUCGUCAGGUCACGUAACCGAGAAGAAGGAAGCCCUUGGAGAGGUUCUGAACGGUGAUCGUUUGGUCGAUGCACCAUACAAGCUGGAUUUUCGAGCGGAUAAGGCAUCAGAAUCUGUUUGCAAGAAGAAAUUUUCGAAAGAAGAUGUCAUCAAGUUCAGACAAGCUGUAAUGAAGGACUACUACUUCCAGAUGUACUAUGACGAUCUGCCGGUUUGGGGUUUCAUCGGGAAGGUUGAAAAGGACGUCAAAAACGAUCCAAGCGAUGUCAGAUACUUGCUCUUCAGGGAAGUUCAUUUCGAGAUCCUGUACAACAAGGAUCGAGUCAUUGAGAUUACUGCUCAAGCAAUGCCAGAGACGGCAGUUGACAUAACAGAGGACAAGGAGGUCGAGGUGGAGUUCACGUACUCCGCGACCUGGAAGGAGACUAAUACACCUUUUGACGCGAGGAUGGAGAGAUAUUCGAGGUCUUCAUCGUUGCCUCAUCACUUGGAGAUCCACUGGUUCUCAAUCAUAAAUUCCUGCGUUACUGUUCUUCUCCUCACGGGGUUCCUUGCUACCAUUCUAAUGCGGGUGCUGAAGAAUGAUUUCGUCAAAUACUCUCAUGACGAGGAGUCGGUGGAAGAUCAAGAGGAGACUGGUUGGAAGUAUAUCCAUGGCGAUGUUUUUAGGUACCCAAAAUACAAGUCCUUGUUUGCUGCUGUCCUUGGGUCUGGGACGCAGCUAUUGAUUCUGACAAUCUUCGUUUUCAUCCUUGCACUUGUUGGGGUCUUCUAUCCAUACAACAGAGGGGCUCUUUUCACAGCGCUGGUUCUCAUAUAUGCUUUUACGUCUGGUAUUGCUGGAUAUGUAGCAACUUCUUUCUACUGCCAACUUGAGGGAACGAACUGGGUAAGGAAUUUGUUAUUGACCGGAUGUCUUUUUUGCGGGCCUCUGUUCCUGACAUUCUGUUUCCUGAACACUGUUGCUAUAGCAUAUAGCGCUACUGCAGCAUUGCCGUUUGGCACCAUCCUGGUUAUUCUUCUGAUAUGGACACUGGUCACGUCACCAUUGCUUGUUUUGGGCGGUAUAGCUGGUAAGAACAGCAAGGCAGAGUUUCAGGCUCCCGUUCGAACUACAAAGUAUCCCAGAGAAAUUCCACCAUUGGCCUGGUAUAGAGGGACUCUCCCCCAGAUGGUGAUGGCAGGAUUCUUGCCUUUCAGUGCCAUCUAUAUUGAACUGUACUACAUUUUUGCAAGUGUAUGGGGACACAGAAUCUACACCAUCUACAGUAUUCUCUUCAUUGUCUUCAUCAUUCUCAUAAUUGUCACUGCAUUCAUUACUGUGGCACUGACAUACUUUCAACUUGCUGCCGAAGAUCAUGAAUGGUGGUGGAGGUCUGUUCUGUGUGGAGGAUCCACGGGUAUAUUUGUCUAUGGCUAUUGCUUAUAUUACUAUCAUGCAAGGUCCGAUAUGUCUGGGUUCAUGCAAACAUCUUUCUUCUUUGGGUACAUGGCUUGCAUCUGCUAUGGAUUCUUCCUCAUGCUUGGUACUGUUGGCUUCCGUGCAUCAUUACUGUUUGUUCGCCAUAUAUACCGAUCUAUUAAGUGCGAGUAGUUGGAAUGCUUUAAACCAAUUGGGCUCAGUGUUUUGCUUCUCGUUCCUCUCAAGUGUUGGCAAAGGGGAGCGGUCCCAACAUCUUUUGUUAGAGUAGGAGAUGGAAGAAAAUAACGCCCUACUCAAAGAAAAAGAAGGGCUUCAGUUCAGGUCAUGUAUUCCAGGAAAUAGAGUACUUUCAAUUGCCUGUCGUUGUUCUUGGGAUGGUCAGGAAUAUCUGUUUAUGCUCAAGUGCGUGAGAUCUCUAUCAAUACCUUACGUAUGAUCAUUCCUGCCACUUGUAUUUUCUGGAGAUCAAUCUUCCUUACUGUAUUGUUACAUUAUUUGGACUUCCUUUAGAGUUUCACAAUGUAAAAUAUAAAAGAAACACAGGCCGCGAGCUUCAACAAUGUUUCCAUUCUCAUUCCA
Nymphaea colorata (pocket water lily) is the source of this 2332-nucleotide messenger RNA. Its product is annotated as transmembrane 9 superfamily member 2-like. The transcript is spliced from 7 exons. Bases 134 to 1924 code for a protein of 596 amino acids. The record is from RefSeq and is a predicted model, not a curated record. Gene Ontology annotation, cellular component: membrane. Gene Ontology annotation, biological process: protein localization to membrane. NCBI's taxonomy places the organism in Eukaryota, Viridiplantae, Streptophyta, Magnoliopsida, Nymphaeales, Nymphaeaceae.